Messenger RNA from Aspergillus novofumigatus IBT 16806, 1611 nucleotides. Its product is annotated as acyl--CoA ligase. The transcript is spliced from 6 exons. The coding region runs from base 1 to 1611 and encodes 536 amino acids. The record is from RefSeq and is a predicted model, not a curated record. Gene Ontology annotation, biological process: secondary metabolic process. NCBI's taxonomy places the organism in Eukaryota, Fungi, Ascomycota, Eurotiomycetes, Eurotiales, Aspergillaceae. Gene Ontology annotation, molecular function: CoA-ligase activity.
AUGCCGUUCAAAUCGCGCUAUCACGUCGAUAUCCCAAACACACACCUCGCCUCACUCCUCCUCAAAUCGCCCACGCACCCUCUCUCGACAACAAAUCGAUGCUUUUCCGAGGCCGCCCGCCCAGACACCCAUUACUUCACCACCCAUGACUUUCGACUGUGGAGCCAGCGGUUCGCGGCUGGACUGCGCAAAGCUGGUCUUCAGCGCGGUGACCGUGUACUGCUCUUCUCCGGGAAUGAUCUGUUCUUCCCUGUCGUGUUCAUGGGGAUCAUCAUGGCCGGGGGGAUCUUCACGGGUGCUAAUCCGACGUUUGUGGCGAGGGAGCUGGCUUUCCAGUUGCAGGAUAGCGGGGCUUCGUUCCUCCUCUGUGCGGACGUGAGUCUUGAUGUGGGGAUCGAGGCUGCCCAGAUCGCCGGGUUGAGCCGGGAUCGGGUCUUUGUGUUCAAUAAUGCGAUCUUUGAUGGGCAGGGGGAAGGGAGCAAAGGGUCUUCCGUUGAGGAGGGGAGAGGAUUUGUCUGGGAUGAGCUGUCGACGCCCGAGGAAGCUGACCGAACUCUUGCGCUGAACUACUCGAGCGGCACGACGGGCCGGCCAAAGGGGGUGGAGAUCACGCACAAGAACUACGUUGCCAACAUGCUGCAGUACAACUACAUGUUUUACCUGAGCCCUGAUUGGAAGGAGAGGUCGGCCAGGGCGCGGUGGCUGUGCUUUUUGCCGAUGUACCAUGCUAUGGCGCAGAACAUUUUUAUCGCAGCUGCGCUGAGCCGUGAAGCGGCUGUCUACAUUAUGCCAAAGUUUGACUUCAUCAAGAUGCUCGAAUAUGUGGAGAAGUUCCGCAUCUCGGACCUCAUUUUGGUGCCCCCGGUGGUGGUUGCAUUGGCCAAGCACCCUGCGGUCAAGAGCGGAAAGUAUGACCUGAGCAGCGUAGAGACCAUCGGAAGUGGAGCAGCGCCCCUGGGACGAGAAGUGUGCGAGGAGGUUGAGGCCCUGUGGCCACCUGGUCGCAUUAAUGUCAAGCAAGGCUGGGGAAUGACCGAAACCACAUGUUCGAUAUUGGGCUGGAACCCAGCUGAAAAGAGCUAUAGUGCGUCAGUUGGAGAGUUAAAUGCGAACUGUGAAGCGAAAAUCAUGGCCGACGACGGAGUGACAGAGUAUGGACGCAACCAACGCGGCGAACUCUGGGAAACCAAGACGGCCGAUGGAUGGUUGAAAACAGGGGACAUUGCAUACGUGGACGACCACGGGAGGUUCCAUGUCGUCGACCGCAAGAAGGAAUUGAUCAAGGUGAAAGGCAACCAGGUGGCACCGGCAGAGCUGGAGGCCCUGUUACUGGAACAUCCUGCGGUUGCCGAUGUUGCCGUCAUUGGGGUGCAAGUGAAUGACGACGAGCGUCCUCGAGCGUAUAUUGUGCUAAAGCCAGGACACAACGCCGCCGCGGACGACAUUGUCGCCUUCAUGGAUGGCAAAGUGUCUGCAAUCAAGAGAAUAACUGGUGGGGUAGUCUUUGUCGACGCCAUUCCUAAGAACCCGUCUGGAAAAAUUUUGCGUAAAGUGCUUCGAGAAAGAGCCAAAGAAGAGACCCAAAAGAAUGGGGUCGCUGCUAAGCUAUAG